CGCAGGCAUGGGACCCUCACUUUCACAGCAACUUUUGUUUGAGAAAUAGAGACGACUUCAAAGUAUUACGAAUUAUCAUCAUGCCCCCGAAAGCGAGUGGCAAAGCUGUAAAGAAGGCGGGAAAAGCUCAAAAGAAUAUCAGCAAAACUGACAAAAAGAAGAAGCGUAAGAGGAAGGAAAGCUACGCCAUUUACAUUUACAAAGUCUUGAAGCAGGUUCAUCCCGACACUGGAAUAUCCAGCAAGGCCAUGAGCAUCAUGAACAGUUUCGUGAACGAUAUCUUCGAACGUAUAGCGGCCGAAGCAUCCAGGUUGGCUCAUUACAACAAGCGUUCGACCAUAACCUCUCGGGAGGUUCAAACUGCUGUCAGACUUUUGCUUCCCGGUGAACUCGCCAAGCACGCUGUAAGCGAAGGCACGAAGGCAGUAACGAAGUACACCAGUUCCAAGUGAAUUAUUGUCGACGAUCUGCUUCUUCCAAGGAUAAAUCGGCCCUUUUCAGG
This is a messenger RNA of Cephus cinctus (wheat stem sawfly), 502 nucleotides long. Its product is annotated as histone H2B. The transcript has a single exon. Gene Ontology annotation, cellular component: nucleosome. Bases 81 to 452 code for a protein of 123 amino acids. The record is from RefSeq and is a predicted model, not a curated record. Lineage: Eukaryota; Metazoa; Arthropoda; Insecta; Hymenoptera; Cephidae. Gene Ontology annotation, molecular function: DNA binding; structural constituent of chromatin; protein heterodimerization activity.